GGAAGGGCCAUGAAGAGGAAGAUCAUGCAUUGUAGAAUCACCCACCUCCAACUUGGAAGAUGCACUAGAAAACCUUGCCAGAAAGCCCCAAAUCAGAUAUUCAGAGAACCAAUCCUGUUUUUUUCCGAAUCUUGAAUUGGAAGCCACGGGAGUCUGUAAAGCCUAAAAGGGAAAUAAAAGAUUUGUCCCUCUUAACUACCUUUGUCAAACACUGUUUGGUGUGAUGGUUUCAGAUGCCAGGUGCGUCACAGACUUUGAAGCUCUGCCUGCAGUUGAACACAAAGACCUGGAGGAGACUCCCACUGCCUUCAGGGAGAAGAAAGGAGACAGCGAAGCCGAUUGAAAGAACUUGUGGCUUGUGGCCUUUUUGUGCAGUCCCGCCUGGAAGGAGAGUAAAGUACAUUAAAGCCACUGUGGCGGUGAAAGCUGUGAGAUGAGGCCCUGCCGCUGCUUCUGCUGACACCGAUUCCAGGAUCCCUCGCUGCCCUUUGUGCUUCGUGUACAUGUGUCUAUUCAGGCCGGCGGGAGGCGCCCAGAAGAGCAUCCACCACGGCUGCCGGGGAAAGACCGCCCACCAUGCCCACGGAGACGCUACAGACAGGUAGCAUGGUGAAGCCGGUCAGCCCCGCGGGCACCUUCACGUCGGCCGUGCCCCUGCGCAUCCUGAACAAAGGGCCAGACUACUUCCGCAGGCAGGCUGAACCCAAUCCUAAAAGACUCAGCGCCGUGGAGAGGCUGGAGGCCGACAAGGCCAAAUACGUCAAGAGCCAGGAGGUGAUCAACGCCAAGCAGGAGCCAGUGAAGCCCGCCGUGCUGGCCAAGCCCCCCGUGUGCCCAGGCGCCAAGCGUGCCCUGGGUAGCCCCACACUCAAGGUGUUCAGCAACCACGCCAAGACCGAGAGCGGUGUGCAGCGGGAGAACCUCAAGCUCGAGAUUCUGAAGAACAUCAUCAAUAGCUCCGAGGGCUCCAGCUCUGGCUCCGGUCACAAGCACAGCUCACGAAACUGGCCUCCACACAGGUCAGAUGCCACCGACCUGCACCGCCACUCCUUCGCAGAGUCCCUGAAGGUGUACCCCACGCCUGGCCGCAGCAGCCCCCAGGAAAGCAGCUCCCACGUGAGCAGGAGGCUGCUGGAGCAGUCAGCUGAUUCCUUCCUCCACGUCUCACACAGCUCCUCGGACAUCCGCAGAGUGACCAGCGUGAAGCCCCUCAAAGCGAUCCCCUGCAGCAGCUCCGCGCCCCCUCUGCCUCCCAAGCCCAAGGUCUCCGCCAUGAAGUCUCCCGAAGCCGAGCCGGUGGAACCAGCCUGUGGCGUCAGCCGGAGACCUUCCCUUCAGCGGUCUAAGUCAGACUUGAGUGACCGGUAUUUCCGAGUGGACGCAGAUGUGGAGAGGUUCUUCAACUACUGUGGACUGGAUCCAGAAGAGCUGGAAAACCUUGGGAUGGAAAAUUUUGCAAGGGCUAAUUCUGACAUCAUAUCCCUCAACUUCCGCAGUGCAAGCAUGAUCAGCUCAGACUGUGAACAGUCUCAGGACAGUAACAGUGACCUUAGAAAUGAUGACAGUGCCAAUGACCGGGUGCCAUAUGGCAUUUCUGCCAUUGAAAGAAAUGCUAGGAUCAUCAAGUGGUUAUAUAGCAUCAAACAAGCUAGAGAAUCACAGAAGGUGUCCCAUGUGUAAGAGACACAGUGUGUGCAAAGGAGGGAGGGGCGGGUCUGUCUGUGCAUAUGCAGUUGUAAAGGUUGUGAGGUCUCCUUGAAGUGUCGUGAGCUUCUCCACUCUUUGUGUUGCUUGUUGUGCACUGUUUUCAAGUUGCAUGCCUGUCAACAUGGCGACUGGCCUGGCUUCCUCAUCACAGCCACUGAGGGCUGAACACUCAUCUGCCACAGGUCAGGUCAGAAUCUAAUUAGGGCUUUGCUCUUAAGCAGAACUGUUUACAUGGAAAAUGGUAUACAGUUUCUUCAAUAUUUAUGUGGUUCUUGUGUUUUUAUAAUCCACGCUAUUGUGUCUUAAUUAAAAGUUUUGUCAACUGGCCUUUAAGUUGAGAGCAGAAUCUUUUUGAAUAAAACCACUUUGUCUAAUUGUGAGACCGUAACAGUGGGGAAAGGGGGAUCUGCCACCAGAUAGUGACUGACCAAGUGUAGAAUUAAUCUGAGUUUUCUGUGGAAUAAAAGGGCGGCCUAAUGUUGGUUGUUUACAUGUUGAAAUUUCUCUUGCCACUAAUGGAGCAGUCAUUGGGGCAACAAUGCUACACUUUGUGUCCAAUGCCGUUAAUGGUUCUAUGUAAUGCUGAUCCCAAGGAAAGACAAUCAGAUACAACUAAGGAUGAUUAAAUCUAGGAGUCUGGGUAUUUGGGAGUUGUGUUGAUGUUCAGAUUAGGGUAAUUCAGAAAUUUCUACUAGUAUUAAUCUUUGGGCAGAAAUGGAUACCCAAAAGCUAAAACUGAAUACCUUUCUAUUUUUCUUUAAAGGAUGUUUCCUGUGUUUGUUUAUUUGUUUUUGUCCUGGUUUAUUGUUUUGGUUUUGCUGAAGAACUACUAAUUCACGCUGUUUCUCUUUCUUUGUUGUGGUUUUAUUUGGGGGAGGCAGUGGGGCUUACAUAGGUUUCAUCUAUGUGAAGACAAGAAUAAAAACUGAAACACUAGCCAUAUCAGCCUAGAGUCACCUAUUCAAAAGGGAAUAUAUUUGGUACCUGAAUCAUCUAAGUGGUGUGAUUCUGCUGACCUACAUAUGUUAUUCUCUUAACCUGUGGCUCUUCGUUACACUUCUGGGAACUGUAGAAACCCUAUACUCUGUAGCUCUUGUACCCCGUGGUGGCUAGCACUGCCCAUCACCUUAUCUUCUUUUUGCCCAGUAACUUGUCCUCCAGGUGGGUUUCCGUAGCUCCCAGUGAGCUGACAGCGCCGUGUGGUAACAGGGAAGGCACCAUGCAGUGGUCUGAUUCCUUGCUCUUGUCAUGCUCAGUUCUCUGUAGCACCACAGUGGACUUUGUCAAUUAAUAGGGAAUUUUUUAUGGUGUAAAUGCUGUAAGACUUUGUACAUACUUCAGUUGUUAUUAAAUCUUUAAGAAAAAAAACAAUUAUACUAAUAAAUAGCUCUGAUGCAGGCACUAGCAGUGGUGGUUUCUUUGUUCUUUAUCACCCUCUGUGAAAGUUUAACCGAGGCCUCUUGGCCAGAAGCACACUCUUGAAGAAACAUUGCUUCAUUAAGUUGCUUUUCAUCAUAUCUGUUAUUCUGAACAGCAGUAUUCUUAAUUGUAGCUGUAGCAGUGUGCUUUUGGUAAAAUAGUUUCAUCAAGGUUCCUAAAAUAUGCUGCUGCCUCUCCUAAAUUCACACCUCUUUUAUUUUUGUCUCCCUAAACAUAAGGAUUUUUCACAUCUUCCGCAAGACUCUUCAGUUGUAAAUAUUUAUGAGUUCUCACCAUGGAGGCAUAUCUUUGAAUGGCUAGUUCUGUUUUCAUUUGUACAAGGCCAGCAUCAGGACCAUUAUGUGUAUCCGAAUAUUUGUCCACUUGUUCAUUCCUACUUUACCACGUCACUUGUUGAAUGACUACAUGACUACCUUUAUCAGGUAUCUGGGUUAGCAUUGGACCUCUCUGGUAAACAAGUCUCUGCCUCAAGAGCUUAGAUUUUUCCCAUUUAUUUUGAGAAAAACUUCACUCUUCUUAAUGGA
Messenger RNA from Fukomys damarensis (Damara mole-rat), 3671 nucleotides. It is a transcript of the gene Fam110b, whose product is annotated as family with sequence similarity 110 member B. Bases 577 to 1680 code for a protein of 367 amino acids. The transcript has 4 exons. The record is from RefSeq and is a predicted model, not a curated record. NCBI's taxonomy places the organism in Eukaryota, Metazoa, Chordata, Mammalia, Rodentia, Bathyergidae.